This is a messenger RNA of Rotaria socialis, 240 nucleotides long. The record is from the annotation of a GenBank genome assembly. Lineage: Eukaryota; Metazoa; Rotifera; Eurotatoria; Philodinida; Philodinidae.
AUGCAACACAAGGAACAAAUAUGGUGGGUUUGUGAAUGUGAUGAUAAUUUAGUUUUUCGUAUUGAAAGAGGAUUCAAAAAUCAUUUAUCAUCUCAAUCAACAUUAGAAGAUUGGUUACAAUGGCUAGAUUCAUUAUUAAAUGAUCUUCUCAAACCAUAUUCAAAUUUAUCAGCAGAGAAAUAUUCUUUUAAAUUGUUCUUCUUAUUGUUCAACAGUUAUUCGAGAUUUAACAUUACGUAG